This is a messenger RNA of Octodon degus (degu), 2182 nucleotides long. It is a transcript of the gene Erfe, whose product is annotated as erythroferrone. Bases 1 to 981 code for a protein of 326 amino acids. The transcript is spliced from 8 exons. Gene Ontology annotation, molecular function: hormone activity. The record is from RefSeq and is a predicted model, not a curated record. Gene Ontology annotation, biological process: positive regulation of insulin receptor signaling pathway; positive regulation of D-glucose import across plasma membrane; negative regulation of gluconeogenesis. NCBI's taxonomy places the organism in Eukaryota, Metazoa, Chordata, Mammalia, Rodentia, Octodontidae.
AUGGCCCCGGCUCGCAGCCCUGCCGGAGCAGGCCUGCUGUCCGUCUGCACGGGGCUCCUGCUCGUGUGCGCUGGGCUCGGUGCCCCGGAGCCUGCAGGGAGCCACACGCGCCCGCGGUCCCCACCCGGGGCCCUGCUGCCCGCCGAGAGUAGCGCGCACCCCGCCAUGCGCCCGCCGGUACCUGGCACAGAGCGCACACACAGUGUAGAUCCCCGGGACUCCUGGAUGCUGUUCACAAGACAGAGUGGUAAGGGCGUAAACGGCAAGAGGAAUGGAGGCAAGGCCCGGAGGCUGAAGCUCAGCCUGCAGGGGCCUCCUGGGCCCCCUGGCCCCCAGGACCCACCGGGCCCCCUGAUCCUGCCAGAGGCACUGCUAAAGGAGUUCCUGCUGCUGCUGAAAGGAGCUGUGCGGCAGCGCGAGCGCAUGGAAAGCAAGCUGUGCAUGCGGGGCCCCGUUGAGUCCACGGCUACCCAGGACAAUGAGGAUGUGGAGCUGGUGCUGUUGGCCCCAGCCCUGCGUGUGGAGGUUGCCUUCCUCUGCCGCCUGCGCAAGGACACAGUGGUGGAGCGGCGCACACUGCAUGAGCUUGGCAUCUAUUAUCUGCCAGAUGCCCAGGGCGCCUUCCACCGCGGCCCAGGCCUAAACCUGACCAGCGGCCAAUACACAGCACCCAUGGCCGGAUUCUACGCACUCGCUGCCACGCUGCACGUGGUGCUGCCUGAGCUGCCCAGGCGGGCUUCACCACGCGCCCGGGACCGCCUGCGCCUACUCAUCUGCAUCCAGUCCCGCUGCCAAGGCAACGUCUCCCUGGAGGCUGCUGUGGGCCUGGACAGCGGCAGUGAGUUCUUCACUACCUCCGUCAAUGGUGUGCUGUACCUGCAGGUGGGCCAGUACACCUCUGUCUUCCUAGACAACGCCAGCAGCUCCACCCUCACUGUGCGCAGCGGCUCCUACUUCAGUGCCGUUCUCCUGGGUGUGUGAACGGCCGCCCAUCUUCUCCUGAGCAAGUCUGCAGAGGUGUGGGCCUGACAGUGGCCACACACAGGUGAAGCACAAGCCAGUGUCCCCGACAGCAGCUUCCUGAUGUCGACUUGCAAAGGGGAAGGCUGGCAUCAUUCUGGGAAGGGCCAGCACCCACAGCACCUGCCACACCCUGCUACAGCCUGGUGGAGCAGGGUCAGAGCCGAGGGGCCCUCAGCAGCUCUGCCUGUCCCAGCUGGCCCCACUCACCCCUUGCACAGUAGCCUGCAGGGCCCUGGUUGGCCUGCUGGACCCAAGGCUCACCGAGAACACUUGGCACAGCAGCUCAGGGACUGCAGGGAUGCGGGACAGGACCUCCAGGAGACUGAGGGCCAGUACCUGUGAGCACAGUGACAGCCUUCCUUGAGGUUGCUGCUCACCAACAUCUUUCCUGUGCCAAGGUUCUGCUCACCACUAGGCCUUGGAGAGACACAGCAUACCCUGAGCAUGCACCCCAGCCAGGCGCUGACUGCCACAUGGGUGGUGAGGGCCAGUGGCCCAGGGAUGGUUACCGCUACCCUGGCAUGUACUGUGGGCUGUCUGGUGGGAAAGUGAUAGCUGGGCCCCUGAGGAGACCUAAGACUGGCCCCAAGCAGGCAGUAACUGUGCUGAGAACCAGGAGUGGCCUCCUGGCUGGCAUGUGCAGACCUGGGGAAAUGGGACAGCAGUCAGUCACAGCACCAGCCAGGUGGCCUCAGAACAAGGUGACCACGGCCAGGUCCAAGGAUCCCGGCUCCCAGGCCCGUACUCCAGAGCCAAGCAUGCCAUACCAGGCAGCCCAACGAUGCCACAGACCAAAUGUACCACCCGCAGCAGGCCUAUUCUCAGUAGGACUGGAACCCGCCCUACCAGGAAGUGCCAGUGGCCCAUCCCAGCUCCACCCUGUGCCGAUAAAGUGGCACAGGCACUCCCUUCUCCGGCUUACUUGGUACCCAGUGGGCAGAUGUGUUAUCUUUUACCCCAAGAGGUCACAUGGGCACCUAUCUCAUUCUCCCCACAUGUGCGUGGAAUGCAGCAGCCUGCCAGGGUCUUGUAGAACACGACCUGGAUGUGUGUCACGCAAUGACAUGAAGCUGCAACCCAAGGGCAGAGCUGACUCAGAACCACUGUUCACCUGGGCUGGCCUUGGAGGUGGCAGGGAGGGCCUCCUGGGGAGGCCACA